AUCCAUCAAUCCAUGCGGAUGGUAGUGGGAGGGAAGCGCAAAUCUGUGGCGUUGAGAUUUACGUAGCUUUUAUAGCUUCAGUACAUAUUCGAAGGCGUUAAUUGUGGAACGCUUAUUGGUUCUGUGACGGCUUACAAGUGCGCUUUCACUUCGUCCAGGGAAAUGGGCGUGAAACUAGUUACCGCAUCUUGAUCCGGGAUGAUGUAACCAUUGUAUUCCAAGGCUGUUCCCACUUCUCUCUGUUCUGAGCUGUGCUUGGCUGAAGUUACCAGCCUUUCCCUACUUUUCUUUGUUCGUGAGAACAUAGCAUCAAAGAAGAGGAGAAGGAAAUCGUGCAGAAAUGGCAACACAAUCAAAGGAUUCUGAACAGUUAGUACAACACCCAGCGUUGCUGGCUCGUAAUGCUGGCGAACUUAAAGAAAGAGCCUCCAGCUCUUCACCAACCACCUUGGUUUUGUUGCUUGUGGUGCCGAUAGUACUAGUGUUCUUCGCAGACUUUGCCUUUGCUGUUGCCAUGAAAUCAUCAGAGGCCCAAGCAGGACAAAGAGCAGCUGUAAAGACCACUGUCACCAGCUCAAGUGGAGAGAGUGCUUCUGGUGGUUCCGGUCCUGAUGCUGCAUUAAAGGACAAGAGAAAGACCCCAGUGAACCAAAAAUCAACGGCAAAAGGUCUUACUGCUCAGAAAAAGCAUGAUUUACUGUCAAGGAAGUUUGCCACAAGGAGGAAGACAUGGAGUACAGGCAGCACCAAGGCAUUGGCUGAGAGCGCCGACCUUAGUGUCCUUGCACUGUGACAUUGGUGGGUGCUACAGAGCCCCCCGUCCAGCCAUAAUGGCAAAACGUAUGCAUCAAACAGGUAUAGAGGAGAUGACGUGCGGAUUAGUGGAUACGCCGGUGACAUCUGCGGGUAGCCCCGUGAGAGGCGUUUCAAGGUUGGCCGGUUUGAGGCAGUCUAAUGAGACUACCUCUCAUGGCCAUCUCACAUGGUCAAAGCAGAAAGUCAAACGAAAGCUGUGCACCAAGUGGCCAUCAGCAAAGAAGCACUUUUAACACCAGAACAACCGAAGUGAUGCACAUGGGACCCUGAAUGGGACAGGAGACCGCAAUGAGCGAGCUAGAAGAAACCAUACCGGAAGUGUAGUUCUCCAUUCAACACUCGCAUAAAAGUUUAUUGAAAUUGAACAGAUCA
This is a messenger RNA of Dermacentor albipictus, 1188 nucleotides long. RefSeq lists its product as uncharacterized. The record is from RefSeq and is a predicted model, not a curated record. Lineage: Eukaryota; Metazoa; Arthropoda; Arachnida; Ixodida; Ixodidae.